UUUUUACGUUGGUUUUGGGCCAGCCCAAUUCUACCACCUUCUCUGUACUCUACUCUUCUCUCACGUUCCCUCUAACGACAUCACUCCGUCUGCCUCCGCCUCUGGUCUGACAAGAAAGAAACCACUGCCGGCGCCGCCGACGACGACCACCGCGACGAAGCUUUCCGUCAAGUGGGAGACUAUUUCAAGACUUUUAUGCUCUCUAAAAAUAAGAAAUUGGAAAAAUAAGAAGUGGGUUUUAUCGUGAUUGGAGCGUUAUUGCCUUCUUGGCUUGGUUCAGCGCUGGCAUGGUCACAUUGCCCCGUGGUUGUGCGUUGGGGCUUGCCAUGUCUGUAUGUUCGUGGACCCAGGGCCCUUGAACAUGUGGCCUAGUUGAGAUUGUUUAUGGUGGAUUUUCUUCAACAAUGGCCUGUAAACAUGUUGAGAAACUCAUGUGUACUGGUGCUAAGUAUAUUAGGAAUAGGCGAAUUGAAGCUUUUCAUUCUGAUGCUAUACUUUAUCACUCUUCAAAGGAAUCACAUGAAGAACUCGUACACUUAGAUUGGUAUGAAAAUGCAUUUCCAGAGAUGAUGAAAUUGACCCGCCUGUUAAAGAAUGUGGAUUUGAUUGAUGGAAGACUUGUUAAUAUCCGUGAUGAUUCAAUCAUCAUUGAUGAUCGUAUAGAAAGAAAAAUGUACAAUUUCAAGUCACUUGUUAGAGUCUAUAUUGGAUCUCCAUCAGUCCAGAAAACUGUCAAGGCUAACAUGGCAGCUGUUUCUGUAGGUGAAGGUGAACCAUUUGUCUGUUUCAGUAAACCAAGCGAAAGAGAACCCAUGAUUGUGAAUUCACUCACCAAAGUGAGCAACAUCCUAAACAUUUCUGCCCAACAAAGGAAGUUGAUUCGUGCAACGAUCUCCCCUCAAGUUACCCAUCAUCGCAUAUUGAUAAGGACACUUGAGGAGGUGCUUAAUGGAUUAAAACCCGAGUUGGACUAUUUGAAUAAUCAGUGCCCAAGCAAAGGAGUUCACUUGGGUCAACAGGUAGUUUCCAAUUGUCUAAAGUUUUUGUAUAACACAGCCUUUUCCUCUGACCCUGAUUCUACUUCAUGGAUGCGGCUUGUGCCUGCCAAGAAGGUUCAAUCUUCUUGCUCUCAAAAAUGGGAAGAUGUUCUUGAGAUGUUUAAUGACCUUAUUGAAUGUUUGAAAACUGAAGACUGGCUACUUGAUCAUGUGGUAAAGCUUGAGGCCAUGAAAGAAGGAUUAUCUCAAAUCAAGGAUGUUUUGAUUGAUAAAAGUAUUGGAUACAAGGAAGCUCGGCUCCAAGAAAGCUUAGUGCAGAAGAAACUUUCUAAAAUUUUGGGCUACCCGUCCAAGUGCUUGUUCACACUUCUCUUGUAUUAUCUUUAUGGGCAUGUCAGAGAUAUCGAAGUGGAUCUGUGUGGUGGGUUUUAUAGUAGUGGGAAUGAUAAGUUCUGUUUGUGUAUGGGAAGGAUUCUAACUUCAGAUGAGGAAAGGAUGAUCUGGAGUGGGGUGAGACAUUUGGACAGGGCACUUGAGCUUUUCAAGUUCAUUUGGGAAACAUCAGGAAAUAAAGGAAUCUUGGAUUUGCAAGGCCAUCUCUGGUGUGUAGGGGUCGAAAGUAGAAUGAUUACAUACAAAGGAAAAAUGUUCUUUAUACAUGGGAUAAGUCUUUGAGAAAGAUUAUAAUGAUCAAUGUAUGUGGAAUGCAACCCAAGUAUAGAUUCGAUUAUAGUUUUUCAUACCAUUAAUGUGUAAUCUUGGGCAAUAAACACUAGCAAAGCCAGAAAAUUUCAUUAUAUAAAAUUAUUUUCAUGUAGCUUUGAAUGUAUUAUAAAUUUUUCAUUCAAUUGCAACUUUGUUCGUU
Molecule: messenger RNA, 1863 nt
Organism: Cannabis sativa
Lineage: Eukaryota; Viridiplantae; Streptophyta; Magnoliopsida; Rosales; Cannabaceae
Exons: 3
Coding region: 405-1673 (422 amino acids)
Source: RefSeq, a predicted model, not a curated record